UCUUUUAUGGCGAAGUGGCUUGACUGGCAUUAUCGUUCAACCCACCCCGAAGCCGCUCGCUGUCCGUCAAAAGUAUUCCAAUCAAAACAUUCAAUUACAGUUGGUUUAGCGUAGCGUGUGUGUGGACUUAUGGAUGGUGGUGCUCCGGUAGCUGUGGCUCACGCCGUGUGACGGUUUGCGCUGGUGUUUGUGCCAUCGACGGCCGUCGAGAGUGGUUCUGAGCGAUGGACGAGCAACAAAGAAUGAUGCACCCAGUAUCACAACAUCCCAUCGUAAGCAUGGCGGGUCAUGUUGUCCCCCAGCACGGUUAUGGUAUGGCUCCCCAAUCGCAUGGUGUCGAUCCUACUGGCCAACAAGGUGCGCCCGAUCAGGAACCCAGAAAACACGACAUUUCGGAAAUUCUUCAACAGAUCAUGAACAUCACCGACCAGAGUUUGGACGAAGCACAGGCGAGGAAACACACGCUCAACUGCCAUCGGAUGAAGCCAGCCCUUUUCAGCGUCCUCUGUGAAAUCAAGGAAAAAACAGUGUUAAGCUUACGGAACACGCAAGAAGAAGAACCCCCCGACCCACAACUCAUGCGACUGGACAACAUGCUCAUCGCCGAAGGGGUUGCGGGGCCUGAGAAGGGCGGCGGCGCUGGCGCCGCGGCCAACGCUUCGGCCGCCGCCGCAUCGGCUGGGGGACAGCCCGAGAACGCCAUCGAACACUCCGACUACCGAGCAAAAUUGGCGCAGAUCCGACAGAUCUACCACCAGGAACUUGAGAAGUACGAACAGGCGUGCAACGAGUUCACGACGCACGUGAUGAACUUGCUUCGGGAACAGAGUCGGACGCGGCCCAUCACGCCCAAGGAGAUCGAGCGUAUGGUGCAGAUCAUUCACAAGAAGUUCAACUCCAUCCAAGUGCAGCUCAAGCAGAGCACCUGCGAAGCUGUCAUGAUCUUACGCUCCAGGUUCUUAGAUGCGAGGAGGAAGCGUCGAAAUUUCAGCAAGCAGGCGACGGAGAUAUUGAACGAGUACUUCUAUUCCCACCUCAGCAACCCAUACCCCUCGGAAGAGGCCAAGGAAGAGCUCGCCAGGAAGUGCGGCAUCACCGUUUCACAGGUGUCUAAUUGGUUCGGCAACAAGCGGAUACGAUACAAGAAGAACAUAGGAAAGGCGCAAGAAGAGGCAAACCUCUACGCAGCCAAGAAAGUCUUCCCGAAAAAGAAAAAAGCCAACAACACGGCGGGAGCAUCGGCGUACAGUAUGGUGCCCACGACGCAGGGUCAACAGGGUCAAAUGAUUAGUCCGCCCCCGCCAGGGGGACCACAGGACUCCAUGUACAACAUGAGCAUGAAUGGCGGAGACUCCUACCAGAACGCCCUGGGCCCCAACGUGCAAUCGCAGCUCCCGCACAGCCUGCACGCCAUGGCCUACAGCCCACCUCAGAGUUCGGAAAGCUCUACUCCGCUGAGCCCACUGUGAGCCCCGGCCAGCCAGCCAGCAUCUGUGAGGUGACCGCCCAAGAACGUUGCCUCGAGAACCUCAUAUUCUCACGUUGUCCCGUCGCCUCGUUGUGUGCCAUCCAAGCAAGGAUCUUCCCUCGUCGCGAGAGGACGUCAUCUUGGACAGACUGUGUGAUGUGUGUGUGUUUAACACCUUGAGGACGACCCUACCGACUUUUCAGUGUUUUUUUUUUUUUUUCUGCGACGACUGUGAGAGACUGUGGCGAAAUGCCCACGUCCAUUAGGGUCGAGCUCGACCCAGCAAUAGUCCGAAUUGCGAUCACUGUUUUAACGUUUCAUACGCCAUAAUCACGAUAUUGCUCGUGUUGUUCUCUGCAUUGUGUGCUGGGGAAUGUCCAAGGGACUGUCCGACAGGUCCGGUCGGUAACCUCGCUGUAGGCGUUGUUUGCUCCGCCCGUGGGAACAAGAAUUGAAUGCCUCUUAUUUUUAUAUAUAUUUGUUUAGUUUGAUGCCACUCUGUUGCAAUAUUCACUUGGGAACCUCGUUCUCUGGACAACCUUUGCGGGCCUUAGCGUGAACCUUGAGCUCAAAGUGCCACUCAAGACGAAAUAUUGUGUUUUUAGGAUUCGACCAAAUGUAUGUCAUUAUCAUCUGCAUCUCUCGUAUUGUAGUCCUUCAAAAUAUGUUACGUGGAAGUAACGUAAAAGUAAUUUCAAAUUUCCAGAAGCGUGGCAUUCUGCUUCCCGUCUAGUAACGUUGUCCUUCCGAAGCGCGGCUGCAGUACGCUACGACAGUUUGUCUGUGCGCAGUGGAGAGGGUAAAGCUUGAAGAACCACUUGACAAGCUCUCUAUCCAGUCAAAAGGCAGCAAUAAGGGGGCAUUUGUAGACCAGCAUGGAUCCACGUGCGCGCGUCACCUUGAAAUCUUACCCUGUUAUUUGAAAGAGGGACCAAUGAGGUCGCUCCGCUGGCAGUAGGGGAGAGAGGAAAAUUGGGGAGCUGCGCAGAUGGUUGACCCACUAGCAUAGCGCAUUAGUCGCCUUCCGUCGUGUGGCCAGAGUCACGGACCGCGAAGGUGACUGUGCCGUUGCUAAGAGGCGAACGCUCGCGCGCACUGUGACGUCAUCUACUCUUGGAGAAACCGAAACUACGAAUAUUUGCCCAUUCUUUGAAGAAAUAAUGAAAAUGCGUAAUGUCCACUGACGGUAUUUGCGCUUUGCCGUACCGAAUCUUGGAAUAACGUUGCUUUAUAAAACGAAAUAAAAUUGUGACUUUUGGAAUGGAGUGGCACUUUAAGGAGGAAACUGUGCCACAAAGUGCAUCCCUUUUAUAGGGGAAGCGGUGUCAGUCUUUGCCCCUUUUUUAUUCUCUCAAGGUGCAAGGAACGCCAGGUUACUAGAGAAGCAGAAAAGGAGGAGUCAGUCAAGCUGCCUUGCUUGCAUGAUUUUUUUUUCUUUCGACGAUCGCUUACAAAAGGACUUUCAACGUAGUUAAAAAUGAGGUUACCUAACAUUUUAAACUUUUUAGACUCGGUGUUACGCGCAUGUAAAUGUAGUUUUAUCGCCGUACUUCACGAGCAAUGCGGAUUUCGUGGCAACUUCGACACAGUGAUGCUCCUUGCUUUCUGUUUUAAUUUAUAAAAAAAACCUAUGAGUGCAAUUUGGACCAAAAUUGCGACGUAUGAGUGCUGAGGGCUCAGGAUAUCGAAUAGAUAAAUUUUGUGAGAUUAAGAUGCUACCGUUUUACGGUACAUUUAAAUUGAGCAGGCAUUCACAUUUCGUUGUUUUCCUGCCCCCUGUCCUUCCCGAUGUCGAGAGCUUGUGCACUGGCUCGGAUAAGUCCUUCGUGGAACUCUGAAUGCAUGACACCGUGAACGAACACCAGUUAUUUCACUUGAUGUACGUUUCCUCGGGCGGAGCAAGCGUAUCCCGUGCAGCGCAAAUAAAUCCCCCGGAAGCACAACAUCUUCCCCCAAUACUGGUCCAAUAUUGGGCCAGUACAGCCGAUGUCCAGCCAAUAUUGGGUCAAGAUGUUGCGCUCCUUAUGAAAUGGUGCCGGAUGCUGUUCACUCUAAUUCUGCGUACUGAAUCUCUACCUUGGUCAUUGUUACGGAAUGCACUUGCUGCCAAUAAAAACUGAUGGAGAGUACAAGGUUAAA
Messenger RNA from Ornithodoros turicata, 3607 nucleotides. RefSeq names its product homeobox protein extradenticle-like (gene exd). Bases 225 to 1469 code for a protein of 414 amino acids. Gene Ontology annotation, cellular component: nucleus. The transcript is spliced from 9 exons. Lineage: Eukaryota; Metazoa; Arthropoda; Arachnida; Ixodida; Argasidae. Gene Ontology annotation, molecular function: RNA polymerase II cis-regulatory region sequence-specific DNA binding; DNA-binding transcription factor activity, RNA polymerase II-specific. Gene Ontology annotation, biological process: regulation of transcription by RNA polymerase II; animal organ morphogenesis; embryonic organ development. The record is from RefSeq and is a predicted model, not a curated record.